AUGCCUCAUAAUGGCAUCUCCAAGAUCAGCUCCUGCCCUCUGAAUGCAUCUCGAGGACCCAAAUAUGCUCAAGUCAGCUUCUAUUCGCCUGGCUCCAGCUUCCUCCUGGUGGCCUCAGAGGUUUACAUGUUCCUAAAGUUGGCCAAUUUUGGCCCAGGUCCUGCCAUCCUGGUGGCCUCUCUGGUUGCAAAACCUCCUCACUUUGGCCCCUCCAGGCCGGAAGCCGAGCGGCAGAGCGGGCGGUCUGGCUUUCGGGCCAGCGGCGGACUGCGUGGCUGUGUGGCCGCGCGCUGGCGCUGCAGGGAGGGAUGCUGUGCCCCUGGGAGAGCCCGUCGCGGGAGCGCAAGGAGCUGGACAGACUCUGGAGCUUCCACGCUGACUUCUCGGACGACCGGCGCCAGGGCUUCCAGGAGCAGUGGUAGCGGCUGCUGCUGCGCUGAGUUCCUGUUCUGGGCUUCAUUCUGCAUGACCCAUCUCAGCAGGAGGGCCAGGGACCUCAUCCUCUAUGGCACCAAGGAAUUCAGCUUCCUGCAGCUCUCAGAUGCCUACAGGUUAUCACCUAACAGCAAUAAACCUCACAUGCACAGCUUUGGGAUGUUGGAUAAACCUGUGCCCAGGCAGACGUGGGGAACCCAACUCCAUGCAGACAGCAGCCCUGCCUGGAAUCGAUUUUCUUUAUCAAUGUUAGAAAUGACAUUUGAAGAAAAUAAUUUUUAUUUGGGCACCUGA
Messenger RNA from Callithrix jacchus (white-tufted-ear marmoset), 729 nucleotides. Lineage: Eukaryota; Metazoa; Chordata; Mammalia; Primates; Cebidae. The record is from RefSeq and is a predicted model, not a curated record.